AUGAGCGCCUACUUCACCGUGACAGAAGGAGAGACCAACACAAGAAAGUAUGCAAACAAGCUGACAGAAAAGUGGGCUGAGAUGUACCCAGAUAUGCCAUUUACUGGCAAACACCUAAUAGCUCAGAUCAGAAACAUAAAGAACAGAAAACUGCUAUCACCAGAUGAAAUAACGAGCAUGAAAACCGAGGCACUAUUACGAUCAUCAUCGUCCCGACUGAGAAAUAUCAGGAGGAGCAUCCUCGAAAUGACAAGCCACCCAAGAUGUGAACUGAAUGUAGAUACGGAGAGAGAGACACCUCUAGAGCUCGAAACAGUCCCCAAUGAGUCUAUUCGUGAGAUAAAGGCCGUAUACGAUGAGAUCAGUAUGAAAUGGAGUGGCAUACCUAUAGAGAAUAGACCGAGAAUAUCCCGAAUAAUAGUAGACGCAGAAGCAAAAAAUACAAUGAAGGCCAUCAACUUAACUCUGGAAAGCGAGAUUACAGAGUCGGAGGAGUUUAACCAGGUGUGUCACAAACUCUAUUGCGCAGCAAUGACAGCGAAUAUGAUCCUACUGAAGAAAACGAAAGAAAAGAUUAACAUAAGGCGACCUCAGAAACCACCAUGGGAGGAAAGAUUAGAAAAGAAGAUCACAGCGUUAAGGCAAGAAAUAGGAAUCAUACAACAUACAUUGAACAGCCAAAAGAUAAGUAGGAAAGUACAGAAAAAGCUAAGACUGUAUACACGACGCAUCCGACUGAAAGAAACGGACUCGCAAUACAAGAUGAAGCUUCGAAUACACUCAGAAGAGCUCAAACAAAAGAUUGCAGCAAAAGGACGCUCAGAUAUAAACAAAAUAACCUGUUUAUGA
Molecule: messenger RNA, 849 nt
Organism: Coccinella septempunctata (seven-spotted ladybird)
Lineage: Eukaryota; Metazoa; Arthropoda; Insecta; Coleoptera; Coccinellidae
Exons: 1
Coding region: 1-849 (282 amino acids)
Source: RefSeq, a predicted model, not a curated record